GAAUUUUAUUGUGUUGAUAUCUGUGCUCCUUGCUACUCCACCUGAUUACAUGCUGUAGAAUGGAGUUUCAAUAAAGACAGCUUUUCAAUAUGAACUGGAAACAACAGCAUAAUUAAAACGCAUUGGAAGGGUGAGACAACUGGCAUGACAUCAUCCCAAAGAGAUAUUAAUCACUCAGGCCAACCUUCGGGUCUAAUCAGAGGAAACCUGAUGCUAUGACGCUUUGUGAUAAGAAUACCUUCAUUGAGGAGGAGCGGCAUGUUAAAGCCAAUGACCGGGACUACAAUGGAAAGUUUCUGUAUGCAGACAAUCGCAUCAAAACCUCAAAAUACCACAUUGUUACAUUCCUGCCUAUUAAUUUGUUUGAGCAGUUCCAACGUGUUGCCAAUGCCUACUUCCUGUUUCUCCUUAUAUUACAGCUAAUUCCUCAAAUCUCUUCUCUCUCCUGGUUUACUACCAUUGUGCCUUUGGUUCUUGUGUUGACCAUUACUGCUGUGAAAGAUGCCAUGGAUGACUUUUUUCGCCAUAAAAGUGAUAACCAUGUUAACAACCGGCAAUCUCAGGUACUCAUCGAUGGCAAGUUACACAAUGAAAAAUGGAUGAAUGUGCGUGUUGGAGAUAUCAUCAAGCUGGAAAACAAUCAGUUUGUAGCUGCUGACUUGCUGCUCUUGUCUAGCAGUGAACCUUAUGGACUCUGCUACAUUGAAACAGCAGAGCUAGAUGGAGAGACUAACUUAAAAGUGCGCCAGGCGUUAACAGUAACUUCUGAACUUGGUGGAGAUAUUAGCAAAAUGGCAGCAUUUGAUGGGGAAGUUGUAUGCGAGCCUCCAAACAACAGAUUGGACAGAUUCACUGGGACUCUGCUCUGGAAAGAUGAGAAGCACAGCCUUGCCAAUGACAAGAUGCUGCUUCGUGGCUGCGUGCUUCGGAAUACGGAAUGGUGCUUUGGAAUGGUCAUUUUUGCAGGACCUCAGACUAAGCUGAUGCAAAACAGUGGGAAGACCACAUUCAAAAGAACCAGCAUAGACAGAUUGAUGAACACCUUGGUUUUAUGGAUUUUUGGGUUUCUUACAUGCAUGGGGAUUAUCCUAGCAAUAGGAAACUCAAUCUGGGAGUACAGAGUCGGGGAUGAUUUCAGGAUUUACCUGGCUUGGAAUGAAGUGCUGGACCAUGCUGUGUUCUCCGGAUUUCUUACAUUCUGGUCCUAUAUUAUCAUUCUUAAUACAGUCGUACCCAUCUCCCUAUAUGUCAGUGUGGAGGUGAUUCGCCUGGGACACAGCUACUUCAUAAACUGGGACCGGAGAAUGUACUGCAGUCAGAGAGACACUCCAGCUGAGGCUCGCACUACCACACUGAAUGAAGAGCUCGGACAGAUAGAGUAUAUAUUCUCUGACAAGACCGGCACGCUCACACAGAAUAUCAUGGCUUUUAACAAAUGUUCUAUCAAUGGGAAAACCUAUGGUGAUAUAUAUGAUGAACAUGGAUGUAAAAUAGAAGUUACAGAGAGAACUCCAUCAGUGGAUUUUUCCUUUAACCCUCUAUCUGAUAAGAAGUUUAAGUUUUACGAUCACAGCCUGGUUGAAGCAAUCAAACUGGGGGACUCCUCGGUGCACGAGUUCUUUCGACUGCUCUCCCUCUGCCACACCAUCAUGGCGGAGGAGAAAAACGAAGGGGAACUUGUGUACCAAGCACAGUCGCCUGAUGAAGGAGCUUUGGUUACUGCUGCUAGAAAUUUUGGUUUCGUAUUUAGGUCCCGAACACCGGAGACCAUAACAGUUAAUGAAAUGGGAAAGCCAGUGACCUACCAACUGCUCGCCAUUUUGGAUUUUAAUAAUUACAGAAAAAGAAUGAGUGUAAUUGUAAGGAAUCCAAAAGGACAGAUAAAGUUGUACUCAAAGGGAGCUGACACCAUUUUGUUUGACAUGCUUCAUCCAUCUGACGAGGAUCUCAUGUACACUACCUCAGACCACCUAAGUGAGUUUGCUGGAGAAGGGCUAAGAACAUUGGCGCUGGCGUACAAAGAUCUAGAAGAAGAGUACUUUGAAGAGUGGUUUAAAAAGCAUCACUUUGCCAGCACUACCCUAGAUAACAGAGAAGACAGUCUAGCUGCUUUAUAUGAAGAGAUUGAACAGGAUAUGAAGUUGCUAGGUGCAACAGCUAUAGAAGACAAAUUGCAGGAAGGAGUUGCUGAGACUAUAGCUUGUUUGACUCUUGCCAACAUUAAAGUCUGGGUCCUUACAGGUGACAAACAAGAGACGGCCAUGAAUAUUGGCUACUCAUGUAACAUGCUGAGAGAUGACAUGAAUGAGGUUUUCACAAUAUCGGGUAAUACAGUGCUGGAGGUGCAGCAGCAGCUCAGGAACGCAAAGGAGCGUGUGUUGGGUUCAUACAGGGAUGUGGGAAAUGGCCACACAAACUCUGAGAAGCUGGAGAUGUCUAAGAACGACUCAGUGGUUGAAGAAACCUUCACUGGAGAGUAUGCUUUGAUCAUUAAUGGGCACAGUUUGGCCCAUGCUCUUGAGGCUGAUCUGGAGCGGGUGUUCCUGGAUAUCGCCUGCAUGUGCAAAACUGUCAUCUGUUGCCGAGUGACUCCACUACAGAAAGCCCAAGUGGUGGAGCUUGUGAAGAAAUACAAGAACGCUGUCACUUUGGCAAUAGGGGAUGGAGCUAAUGAUGUCAGCAUGAUUAAAACUGCUCAUAUCGGAGUGGGGAUCAGCGGUCAGGAAGGCAUGCAGGCAGUGCUGGCCAGCGACUUCUCCUUCGCUCAGUUCCGAUUACUUCAGAGGCUCCUCCUGGUCCAUGGCAGGUGGUCCUACUUCAGAAUGUGCAAUUUCCUCUGCUACUUCUUCUACAAAAACUUCGCUUUCACGCUGGUGCAUUUUUGGUUUGGUUUCUUCUGUGGUUUUUCAGCACAGACGGUGUAUGAUCAGUGGUUUAUAACCUUGUUCAAUAUAGUUUACACCUCCCUUCCUGUUCUUGCAAUGGGCCUGUUUGACCAGGAUGUUAAUGAACAAAGUAGCUUGGAACAUCCCAGACUGUACGAACCAGGGCAGUUGAAUGUCCUGUUCAAUAAACACAAGUUCUUCAUCUGUACAGCACAAGGGGUCUACACUUCCAUUGUCCUGUUCUUCAUACCAUACGCUGUCUUCCUGGAUACCGUUAGAGAUGACGGGUCCCAUAUCUCAGACCACCAGUCCUUCGCUGUUACUAUAGCAACAUCAUUAGUGAUUGUUGUCAGUGUCCAGAUUGGGCUGGACACCAGCUACUGGACAGCGGUUAAUCAUUUGUAUAUAUGGGGCAGUGUGGCUAUUUACUUCUCAAUAUUAUUUGCCAUGUACAGUAAUGGCAUAUUUGAUCUAUUCCCAAACCAGUUUCCCUUUAUUGGAACCGCUCGUAAUGCCCUGUCACAGAAGAGUGUCUGGCUGGUUAUCCUUCUCACCACAGUUGUAUGUGUCAUGCCAGUGGUGGCUCUGCGGUUCCUGAGGGUAGAUUUAUAUCCACGCUUGACUGAAAAGGUCCGCUACAUGCAGCAGGCUAGCAAAAAACAGCGCCCCCUGGAGCACAACCUGAAGCGCGUGCGCAGGACCAGCUCCAGGCGCUCAGCCUAUGCGUUCGCACACCAGGAGGGCUACGGAGAACUCAUUACUUCGGGAAAGAACAUGAAAGUCACCAACCCCUUCUCAUCAUUGCCAGCUGUGAGGAUACAGAGCAGCACCAGCUGGAUUGAGAAUCUUCUCAAGAAAAGAGCAGACGCCCCAAACAACACAAGCACUGACAGGACACUGAAACAACAGCCGUCUCUAUAGCUCCUUUAGAGGCCUUCUCCAUCAGGAGUUCAAAAAGACUUACAAUCAGUCUUGUUUGAUUGCAAGGGCUGAGUCAGAGCUAGUUAGGAUUGCAGUCUGGCAGAAACUGCUUUCCAAAUUACUCUUAUGGAGGAAGUGAUCUGAGGUCGGGCAUCAAACCAUAUUUAUUUCUACAUAACUUCAAUCUCUGAACUGGUUUAACAUCCUUUGGCAGAUGGAAACCAGUGCCAAUCCUUAUUUGAUAUUGGAAUGAGGUCUACUUUAACAGCCCACAGGUAGAAAUGUAGCAAUAGGUUAUUUUAGCCAUAUUGUUGGACCGUGUUAGUAUACCAGGUGAAGCAAGGAGGCCUAUUUAUGGCAUGACAGCAAAAACAAUUCUAAAAAAAACCACUGAAAACACACUGAUAAAAGAUAUGCUACAGUACUAGAUGUACUAGGGAUUAUUUUUUCCAUGGAAGGGCACCACUACUUCACAUUCCGUUGAGAACGAGCACACAGCACCCCCCUGUGGCAGAAAUUGAGCUUAAGGACCAUUGUUGCCUAUCACAGUAGGUCCUGCUUUUCACUCAUUACAGUAUAUUGCGUCCCAUGCCUCUGAGACAGUACUGUUCCAAAUCUUAUGAAAGCAUAGUCUAUAACAUUUUAAUGUAUUUAGUCUUUUUAAAAUGUAUUUAUUUUUUAAUUAUGCUUGAAGUGACUAUGAAUGAAUUAAACCUACCGUAUAAUAUAGCUGUCGUAUAAGAAUGUUACUGUACCAGGCGUUAUUUAUUUUAUUAAGCACAACUUAUUAGGAGUGUUUUGAUACUAAAGUUUGAAAGAAAGACACAAAUGUUUCUACAAAAAUAAAAAUAAAAACAUUUGAAGUGCUACUACUCAGUGUCAUCCACAUUCGAACAAUUUUCUCUUCAGAAAAGUCUUUGUUCCUUUAGCAAGCACAAGACCUACCGUUCAGUUUAUAUAUGCUUUUAUCAACAUUUGUCUCAUAUUUUUAUUAGUUGUCUAAACAGUCAACAUUUUUCUUUUUAUCGUGUCUACAUCACAGUAUGUCUGUUCUUUCAUUUACAAACGCAUUGCUGUCAGAUGCAGCAUACCUUGUAAAUAAGAAUUGUUCAGAUUUGAAGACAGCAGUAUGUGUAAAAUGGAUGUAUAUGCAUAUUUAUUAGCCUGUAUUAGUUUUAAAAUCAUGUAAAUACUGUAGCACCAAAAAAUAAAACAAACAAACAACAAAAAAACAUACAUCAUGCUAAAAUGGUAAAACCAUUUUUUUAAAUUAUUUUUCAUAUUUAUCCAGAUAAUGGUUGGAGCUGAUUUUUGUUUUAUUAUAAAAUGAUUGUGUUGGCCCUGACAAGGGAUCCAUGUGCCUUUUGCUUUUCCUUCAAAAAGGAAACAAAUGAUUUCAAUUACGGGAUCUACCAUUGUGUCAUUAUUAAGAGAUGUAAUUUAGUUUAAACAUUUCACCCAUGGUAUCUCAUUUAAUGUUAGUUGUUUAGUCAUUCUGUAUAUUAGUGAUGUGAUGUUCAGACAGGGUAAGAUUGAUGACACAUAUUAGCUGUCAGAAGCAAGCAACUCAUGCAUAGCUUUUUAGAUCUUUAAAAAUACGUGCAGUCAGUUUAAUUUUAAUUAAAAAAACCUUUUGAGCCUUGUUUGUAAUAUAUGUAAAUACCAAAGUGUUCACUUUUUUAUAAUACAUAUCAGUGGUGCAGAUUUUUCUUAAGGGAUGUGCAAACAUGGGUCAACAUUUUGAUUCCAUUUUCUUUAAAGUACUUUAAUGUAAAUGUUAUGUAGUUAAAUGUUGUGGACAUAAUAUGAUUUUAUUUGUUGAUAUGCUUUACUGUGUGCAAAAUGAAAUGUUUCCCUGUACGAUAUAUCUGCAUGAGUUUCCAUACCAAAGAGGACCAGCUGUUUUUUUUUUGUAUUAUAGAAACAAUAAUCUGUACAAAAUGCUGUAUAUAAUUUAUUUAAUCUAAAUCCAUACUUUUUUUCCAAAAGCAUAUUGUUUACAAAUCACGGGGUAGAUGGGGAGUUGACACGUUUUUGUAAAUCUACUGUAAAUUGACAUGCUUUUGAAUAAUUUGUCACAAAAUGAAAAGCUGAAUAAAGGACCAGUUUUUCAGAAUUGUAACAUUAAA
Messenger RNA from Polyodon spathula (Mississippi paddlefish), 5935 nucleotides. Its product is annotated as probable phospholipid-transporting ATPase IM. Gene Ontology annotation, molecular function: ATP binding; magnesium ion binding; ATPase-coupled intramembrane lipid carrier activity. The coding region runs from base 216 to 3806 and encodes 1196 amino acids. NCBI's taxonomy places the organism in Eukaryota, Metazoa, Chordata, Actinopteri, Acipenseriformes, Polyodontidae. Gene Ontology annotation, biological process: Golgi organization; phospholipid translocation. Gene Ontology annotation, cellular component: plasma membrane. The record is from RefSeq and is a predicted model, not a curated record. The transcript has 29 exons.